AUGCCCUGGCAACCUUUGCCUCGCAUCGCCUUCGCCGUAGCGACCUAUCCCUUUGCCGCCUCGAGUCCCGCCGAUUUACCUCUUGAGCUAGGCGACGAGCUGUACAUUAUCGAAGAAACCCCCGACGGCAAUUGGCUCCGCGGCUAUCUGGUCGCGCCUCCAAGUCUGCUCGCCGGCUUGACCAGUGUCAAGGGUCAGACCUUAGAGGCCCGCGUCUUCAGUGGCGUAUUUCCCCGCAGCUGCGUCGAGGUCCGUGAGGUGUUGGGUGAGGUCGACGACACCGACGAUGUCGAGAGCGAAGAUGACACGGCCCCGGUAUCCGAGCCCACGCGUGGAGGGGCCGAUUCGGCAAAAGCUGGGCUAGGAGGGAACAACGCCGAGAGGAAGAGGAGGAAAGACAACCUAACAGGCCCGCGGAGUAAGGCCUCCAGGGAACAUAUCGCCCUUUCUAAUGGAAACCAAGGGCCACUCUCACUGCCCGUGAAGCGGGAUCCGAAUGCGCCCCGACCACCGGCGCCCGUACCUAUGCUCAAGAUUGGCGACGAGACGCCAACCUCAACUUCGGAACCGCUUAUUGACGAGAUAGCGUCCUGUCUGAGGGAAUGGCACUCGACAAAUCUCCACGAGCUGCUGCUGUCGCGCCAGUACGGGAAGUUAGACACGCUGUCGCAGCUUAUCAACGCCCUCAACUUUUCGCGCCAGCAGUUCUUGCACGACGUGCUGACGACAUGGGAGUACGAAAAUCUGCGCGAGAAGACCGUAUGGGACCUAGUCCGUGUCAAUAAGCUGUGCGGGGGCGAAGUGAUUGUGCGUGACCCGCACGCCCGUGGCCGGGUGCUGACCGGGGACGACUCGGUUAUCGAGAUCACGAAACUGCAGUCCAUCAUGAGCCUCCUGGACGAGACGCCAAAACACACAGUCGAGCUGACUGCGCUGCACCAUUUGCUGGUGGAUAUCAAGGGCCUCGCCGGUGCAUCCACCGAGGACACCACCCUGGUACUGUACCUGGCGACAAAAACAUCCGGCGGAGCGUUGACGCCCCUCUCCGAAAACUACAUUGUCGAAAUGCCCGCUGGCGGUCGAAUGGUCCAUCUAGCCAGGAACAUGCAGAUGCGCACCCUCUUCGCCGACUUGACCGCCAUCGAGAUCGGCGAUGUGCCCUCGGUCGAGUCAGACCUGUUCCUCGUCGUCAAGAUCCGCGCGCCGCAGCAGGUCACGGGUGCAAAGCCCGGCUCGCGGUCCGGGUCGCAGGGCCCGCCGCAGUUCUCGAAAGACCCGUCGAAACCGCCGCUAUCCGCCGGGGGCAAAUCAGUACGUAGGAGCCUGAUGUGGGCCGGCAAGAGUACAAGGUCGGCAUUUUCGCGCGGCAACGCCAGGCUUGAUUCGCUGUCGGAGCAACCAGAAGAGGCAGGAUCGCCAACCACAGCCGGCGCAGAAAGUCGCGACGGCCCGCCGCCCAGCACGGCCAACUCCAAGACGGGCCGCGCUUCUGUGGACGGUAACGCAGCCCAAUUGAUGGCCGAUAAAACGGUCGGCGUUGGCGUGCUAAAACUGAACUCGGUCAUGAAAGAGGACGAGGAGGUCGAGCACAUCGUGAGUAUAUGGUCUCCAUCAUCGAGGGGCCCCGAGAGGCAGCAGGAUGGCGACGAAUGGGACCCAAUAAUCCGUGAGAUUAUGGAUAGUAAGACAGGAUACUACGAGAAAUCGAGAAGGGCGGAACGCUUGCAGGUACAUCUCAGAGCAUUCAGCCAUCCGGAUGCGGAUGCCCUGAUCAAAGAAACCCCCACCGUGCUCUCCGGCAUUUGCAAGACGAGCAAAAUGGGCUUCUCAGGGGCACCAACAAAGCAGCGGUCCGACAUUUACCUGACAAUCGACGAGGCCGUCCUCACCCGGCAGACUCUAUUGUCUCGAUACGGCGGCAGCGCAACGUCUCUCCCGAACACCAUACACGGGAACAAUCUGCAAAUUACGCUCGAAGUCCGCAGGGCGUCCGGUGAACGCAUCGAUAGCUGCAUCCACCCCUCGUCAAACUCAGAACCUGUGAGCACUUGGAAGACGGUCGUUACUGAACGUGGAGAUCCUUGGCGGCAAUCAAUUAAGCUCGUCCUCGCUCCUGCAGACGUCCAACAGGCACACGUGGUGAUGCACCUCGCCGAUGCCCCUAAUCCGCCCUUUGCUGUGUCGUACAUGCCUCUUUGGGAUAAGCAAGCGUUUAUCCACGACGGGCCGCACAAUCUCUUGCUCUACAAGCUAGACGAGCACACGGCCACGCCUCAGCCUGGCCCGCAGGCCAAGGGCGGCUACCUGAGCCUACCCUUUUCUGCCAGGGGAAAGGAUGAACAUCAGGCCGAGGUGACAGGGCCUUUCGCCGUGGUGCGCGUCGAGACCUAUCUGUGCAGCACGCGGUUUUCCCAAGACAGAGUGGUACUGGGCUUGCUGGCAUGGAAGGAGGCUCCUCGGGAUGGUAUCCCAAAUCUACUGAAGGAGUUUAUUUUCGUCGCUGAGAUUGAAGUUGUCAAACUGCUAAGCGAUGUUCUGGAUGCUCUGUUUGGUAUUCUUGUCGAGUACUCUGGCAAUGAUGAUUACGAAGACCUCGUGUUCACGGCGCUCGUGAGGGUGCUGGAUAUUGUUCAUGACAGGAGAUUCAACCUGGCGCCACUAGUCGACCAGUACGCCGAGAGCAAGUUCAACUAUCCCUUCGCUACGCCGUGUUUGGUUAGGUCCUUCACGCGGCUCUUGUCGAAGCCUACCGAGCCUGAGACGGCAAGAAAGCUUCGCGCUACCUUCAAGGUCGCGAGGCAUAUUCUCAAGUUCAUCACACAUGCCCGAGAUCAGCAGAAGGCGAAAGAGGCGGGAAUCGGAAUCACCCACUCAAGUCCAGGCUUCACACGUCACCUGCGGGGCAUCUUCAAGGCCCUCGACUCCAUGAUGCGCAGCACCGCCCCUGUCCUUGUGGGCAGCCAAACCCUUGCCGUUCAGCACUUUCACACCUGGCUUCCGGAGCUUGCCGGGCUCUUGACUACCGAGGAGAUUCUGCACAUCGCCAUCGAUUUUAUGGAUUCUUGCUCGGGGGUCAAGGGCAAGCUCGUCCUGUACAAGUUGGUCCUCAUCAUCAACUACGCAAAGCUCGAGAUAUUUUCGCACCCGGAGCAGCGGUCUGCUCUAAGCGCAAAUACCGUCAGGUGGAUAGCACCGCACUGGGGACAUACUGACGAGGUCACGGAGCAGUGGAGAGAGCAGGUUCGCCUCUGUUGCUCCGUUCUCGCCAGCCAGGUCGACCACCUCGGCCCCGAGAUCCCCGACUACAUUCCCAAAAUUAUCCAGUCCUAUCUGGUCAUACAGGCUGUCCCGAAGAAGCCCAAAGACCGCCUGUCGCUUCUUUUCCCCACGUCAUACCCAUUCCCGAGCAAGCCAAUCACCGAAGAAGCCGUGUUCGAUGAGGCCCUCAUUGAGCUCUCGGCCGUCCUCUCCGCACUGUCCAACUCACCUGCCGGAAUGCAGCUCGAACUGGCCGAGGAUGACCUCAACGUCAUCGUGGAAAACUCUCUCCGCGUGCACAUGAGCAUCUUGCAGGGCGAGACUUUCCCUUCGAAUUGGCUGAGCGUGCACAUCUUCCACCACAAGUCGACGAUGCGGACGCUGCAGUACCUUGCCGGCAUCCUCCUAGAGUCGUUUCUCCCCCACCCGGACGAGGCCGAGAACUUCAGCACCGAGUUGUGGAAACUCUUCUUCACCACGCUGCUCAAGCUAGUCGGAAGUCCUUCGCUCGCGCUCGAGACGUUCCCAGAGCAGAAGCGACGGGCCGUCUGGAAAAUUGCAGGUGACGUGCGGGAACAUGGCGCCGAGUUACUUAGGCGGACCUGGGAGGCCAUCGGGUGGGAGACGACCAUGGAGGAGCGGGCGAGGUACGGCUUGUCCAAGAUGGGCGGGUACCAGGUGCAGUACGUGCCGACGCUCGUGGGGCCCAUUGUCGAGUUGUGCCUCAGUGUGCAUGAAGGGCUGAGGAGGAUGGCGGUCGAGGUGCUGCAGACCAUGAUCGUCAGCGAGUGGACGCUCAGCGAGGACCUAUCAGUCAUUCAGACGGAGAUGAUUGAUUGCCUGGAUGUCUACUUCAAGACGAAGCCACUGACUGAGAGCAUCCUGCAGAAGCUGUUUGUUUCUGAGCUGCUGCAUCGGUUUGAGUCAUUGUCAAGGAUGCCAGACGAGCCGCUCUAUGCCGCGAUCCGUGAGCUCACGGAUACAAUCGACGUGUUCUUGGAUCUGCUGGUUGCUGUCCACAGCGGGGACGGCUCAGGAGAGGCGUCGCAUCUCAUCCACCGGUUGAGGCUGAUGGAGUUCCUGCGCGACAUGCAGAAAGAGGAGAUUUUUGUUCGCUACGUCCACCAGCUGGCGAACCUCCAGGCCAAGGCGAGGAACCACGCCGAGGCCGGGUUGGCCCUUCGACUCCACGCUGAUCUAUACGACUGGGACCCGCUCAAGACGACACCAGCCCUGCACGACCCCGAGUUCCCAGCGCAAAGCCACUUUGAGCGGAAGGAGCGCAUCUACUUCGACAUGAUUAAGCACUUUGAGGACGGCGAAGCAUGGAGCAGCGCUCUGGCUGCCUACAAGGAGCUUCAGGCCCAGUACGAGAACAACACGUUUGACUUUGCCAAGCUUGCCCGCACGGAGCGCGCCAUUGCCAGCAUCUACGAGACGAUUGCCAAGAGCGACAAACUGGUGCCCAAGUACUUCAAGGUCAUUUAUAAGGGGCUCGGCUUUCCAGCCAGCGUGCGCGACAAGGAGUUUGUGUUUGAGGGUUCGCCAGCUGAGCGUACCUCGAGCUUCACGGAUCGCAUGCAGGAAAUGUACCCAUCAGCGCGCAUUGUUACGAGCGAGCACAUUGAUGACGUGGAGGGUCAAUUCCUUGUCAUCUCACCCCUCAGUCCGCAUCGUGAUCUGAGCCACAACGUCUUUCAGCGGGCGCGGGUACCGCAAGUCAUCAGGGACUAUUUGGUGUCUGCCCAUCCUCAAACCUUUUCGGUCAGCACCAAGAGGAACACGACAGGGCCGGUUGCCGAACAUUACUCGGAGAAGAUUGUCUAUACAACAGCCGAGCCGUUCCCGACCAUACUCCGGCGCAGUGAGAUCGUUUCGGUGCGGGAAAUCCGGCUGUCGGCGAAGGAAACGGCGCUCGAGCGCAUCGUGCGCAAGACGACCGAAAUGUCAGCUGUCGAGAAGAAGGUUGCUGACGGCGAGGGUGGAGAUGAGACGGUGCAAUUGCUUGUUGACGCCGUUGGCAUCAGCGUGAAUCCUGAUUCGGAAAGCAGUGUUGUUCGUUACCGCGAGCUGCUCCCUAGAGCGUCUCGGCCUGGUCACGGCUCUCCGGCGUCUAACGAGAGCCAACUUCAACUGGAUGACGAGAAUAUCGAACCGCCAGAGUUCGACCCGCAGGAGAACGCCAUCAGGAUGGCGCUUGUCGACCACGCGAUUAUGCUGAAACGGUGUCUAGCGACGUUUGCCAAGAGCAGGAACGAGAUCCUCGUCCGGCAUUUGGACGACCUCCAAAGACUCUUUGAGUCAACCUGGGCACCCGAGAUAGCCCUCUUCACCCCGGCUCCAAACCACUCCCGCGACCAAAACAACAAUGCCACCACGCCUUCCCCGACGUGGCCGCGCUCCCCGCUAUCAGCCGGAACAGGUCCCGGGUCUCUACAACAAUUCACAUCCAACCGCCCGCGAGCCGCCAGCACCGCCACAAACGGGGCCCCUAAUGGAGUCACGACCGAAGAAGCGACCAUCGCGCAGCCGGUAAAGGGCCGAGGGGCGCGAUUGAGCUUCCUAGGCGGCCGGAAGAAGGACCAGCAGGCGCCGAAACAACAGCAGGAGAUGACCAACGGCGAUCAGCACGGGCCCAUCCAGGAGGAGGACGAGUCGGGCUCUAUGGCAAAGACCAAGGAGAACAGAAGGAGUUUCUUCCGCUCGCAACACCCGCAGCAGCAGCAGCAUCAGCAGGUGAAUGGGACCGAUUCUGCCCCGCCGAGGAGUGAGCACGGUGGUUAUGCAACCAGCAAUAAUCUCGUCGGGACUACUACUACGAUCAGUAAUAGUAGUAGCGACUGGGUGACGGAUGUUGGGGGCAGUCACUCGGAGGUGUACUCUACCGUGGGUGGGGAGAAGCAAGGCGUCAGGGUGGCCGAGACGCAGGUCGGGCAGGCCAACCAACAUCAGCAUCAUCAUCCUUCCGGGCUGAUGGGAGGCGUGGGCAGCGUGAGGAAGAGGCUGAGCCUGUUGAGGCUUGGCAAGAAGAGCAGUAAAGGCAUUGGCGCGUCUGGAUUGGGCGGGUUGGAUGAAGAGUAG
Molecule: messenger RNA, 6339 nt
Organism: Canariomyces notabilis
Lineage: Eukaryota; Fungi; Ascomycota; Sordariomycetes; Sordariales; Chaetomiaceae
Exons: 2
Coding region: 1-6339 (2112 amino acids)
Biological process (GO): small GTPase-mediated signal transduction
Cellular component (GO): cytoplasm; plasma membrane
Molecular function (GO): small GTPase binding; guanyl-nucleotide exchange factor activity
Source: RefSeq, a predicted model, not a curated record